Molecule: messenger RNA, 1601 nt
Organism: Lotus japonicus
Lineage: Eukaryota; Viridiplantae; Streptophyta; Magnoliopsida; Fabales; Fabaceae
Product: putative F-box/FBD/LRR-repeat protein At5g56810
Exons: 3
Coding region: 159-1406 (415 amino acids)
Molecular function (GO): protein binding
Source: RefSeq, a predicted model, not a curated record
CAGAUAAAAGUUUAGGGUUUAUAUCCCCAAAUCCCCAACUGCAACCGCGAAACUCCAUGCCCGCCCUCAAAAUUCCCCAUUGCGCGCGCUUGGAGACCACGAUUUCCACAGGCAUAAUCGUGUGAAUUAUUGUUUGAAGAAGCUGAAGUUGCGUUUCAAUGGAAAGCAGGAACCGUAAGCUUCUGCAUUCAUCUACUAUGGACGACGAUAGGAUUAGCAUUUUACCGGAGGAACUUCUCUGCCGCAUACUCUCUUUUCUCCCAACAAAGAACGCCGUCGCCACCAGCGUUCUCGCGAAGAAGUGGAAAUCACUGUGGCGUUCACUCCCCACUCUCGACAUCGAUGACGACAAUAUAAGCGAAGACAACCAUGCUCGCUUCGUUGAGUCUAUCUCUGCAUAUAUCAACUCCCGUAACCACCACCAACCUCUUCAGAAAUUCCGCCUCAGAUUCUCUAACCCGCGUGAGGACUUCACCAAUGAUACUGACUGUGUUGAAUCUGCCCUGCAACUCCUACUUCACCAUGUCCAAAUUGAGCACAUUGAUAUCGCCCUCCCCUACCCCUGGAUGUUUUGCCCAGAAUCAGAAGGAGGGGGGCUACAACCGCCAAAACUCAAUUUCUGGCCUCUCAUAUUCACUUUCACAAAUCUUAUGGUUCUCAAGCUGGAGGCGAUAAGAUUCAAGCAUUUUUCCUCUGUUGAUUUUCCCUUCCUUAAAACCCUGCAUCUGCAAAUUGUGCUUUUCGAAAAACGUGAAUGUCUUGCCAAACUCCUUUCUGGAUGCCCAGUUCUUGAGGAUUUCAAAGAAGUUUGUAUAUUGCCGCAAAUGUGUUCUUGUGGUGACAUAGAGUUUAAUACAUUACCCAAGUUGGUCAGAGCCAAUGUUUCUGGGCGAUAUGUUUUUUUGCUUAAAGCUGUUAAAAAUGUGCAAUUUCUGCACAUUACUGAGAUUGAUGAUGGAAACCUGCAUAAUUUCAAAAGCACAAACCUAUCAGUUUUCCCCAUGUUUCACAAUUUAACCCAUAUUGAACUCUCCUUCUGCUGUACAAUGCGUAAGGAUUGGCUUCAGGCACUGGAGUUGCUCAAGAAUUGCCCCCAGCUUCAAGUUCUCGUCAUAAACCAGCCAUAUAUAAUUGGUAAAAUUGAAGGCCAAUUAAGAGAUUGGCAAUGCCCACAAUCUGUUCCUGAGUGCAUUCUAUUACGGCUUAAAAGAUGCUAUCUAAAUGAGUAUAGCGGCACCAGAGCUGAGUUUCAAUUUGCAAGAUAUAUUAUGCAGAAUGGAAUAUUUUUAGAGAACAUGGCAAUACGCUGUAGCUAUGAGGUAAGUCAAGAGGGAAAGCUUGAGAAUCUAAAAGAAUUAUCCUUAUGCACAAGGAAGUCUGAAACUUGUAAACUUUCCUUUGAAUGAUAACAAACUAGAGUUGGUAGCUACAAGUAGUUUCUUCAUUUCUUCCUUUUAACUAGUUAGAAGCUAGACACAAUAACUAUUCUCUUCUAGUUCUUGUUAUUCCUCUUUUUCUUUGUUUAGUUGGUUUUAUUUUGUAUGUUUUAUUUAAGAACCUACACUUUUUCAAUGUUAAUGAUGAAUGUUAUGAGCUGAGUA